Molecule: messenger RNA, 1637 nt
Organism: Drosophila albomicans
Lineage: Eukaryota; Metazoa; Arthropoda; Insecta; Diptera; Drosophilidae
Product: fibrinogen-like protein 1
Exons: 3
Coding region: 163-1548 (461 amino acids)
Source: RefSeq, a predicted model, not a curated record
CCAUGUACUAUCUCUCCCACUUAGAACUUUUGAGCUGAACCCACAUCCGUUGAUCACGUGUUAGCUCAAAAACAAAACAGCAACUCGGAGCUGAAUUCUUCGAUUUAAAUUAAACUUUUAGUUUCAAAUUCAUCUUGUUUGCAUGCAGUCGAAAUAUUCAAAAUGUGCAAAAUAAAAAUCAACGCAGCUGUUUUAUUCAUAGUUCUUAAAAUGUUUUUGGUGGCCACAUCUGCCUUCGAAGAGACAUGUGAAUCCGAACGAGAAAUGGAAAAAAAGUGCCGGAUUCAUAAUUAUAAAACCGUGAAACCGUUGCUCGAUUAUUUUAGACAGGUUAGAAAUGAGUUAGAAGACAAAGAAAUUAAGGAAAAUAAGUUAAAUGAAUUGAAUUCUGAUCUUAUGGAAAAGUAUCAUGAAAUUGGGAGAAUUCAUGAAAAAUUUAUGAAGGAGGCAGCUCUAUUAGAUGAAUAUAAAAAAAAAGUACUUAAAGGAGAAAACGAUUUGCAAUCGUGUCAAAAUAAAGUUCAUAAAUUCGAAUCUGAAAUUAAUUCAAUACAAAAUAUUAUUGUGAAAUUAAAGGGAGAAUUAGCUAAUAAAUCCACCAACUUAGAACUUCGAUUCAAAAAACUUAAUUCUGGCUUCAUUGAAGAAGCUGAGAAAAUAAAAAGAUUUAGUGGGGAUAUUCAAAAUAUGACAAAGCAUCAGAAAACAAUUGACUUGAAAUUAGAAAACUGUAAAACUAAAUUAAUACAUCAAGAUAAAGAUAUUCAGUUAUGCCAAUCUGAAAUUGAUGCAUUGAACAGGACAUCAGAAAAUAUCAGAGAACAACAGAAAAAAAUUGAAUUGCAAUUCAAAGAUAGUCAAGCUAAGCUUAUAGAUAAAGUGAAAGAAAAUCAGUUAUGUCAAUCUGAAGUUGAUAAGUUAAGUCCCACUUCUUGCAUCCCUUUUAGAGAUUAUUCAGGAGUUCAUCAACUCAAUGUUUCUGGGAUAGGUUUCUUUGAUGUUUUAUGCGAUAGUCAGUUAGCUGGACCUGGAUGGAUUGUAAUACAACAACGAGUUGGAGGAAAUGAGAGUUUCAAUAGGGAUUGGGCAACGUAUCGCAAAGGUUUCGGUUCUUAUAGGAACGACUUCUUCCUCGGACUAGAGAAAAUACAUCGUAUCACGAGCUUGCAGCGUCACGAACUUUACAUACAUUUGGUUGCUCUGAAUGGAAUUAUCUACAACGCUCGCUAUGAUGACUUCAAAAUAUCUGAUGAAGACAGUGGAUAUAAACUGAGUUUGGGUAAAUUCAAUGGAACUAUUAAUGACGAUGAGAUGAGAGUCAGCGAAAACAUGAAAUUCACAACAUUCGAUCGCGACAACGACAAAUCUGAUGAUGGUAAUUGCGCAUUCUGGUAUAAAAGUGGCUGGUGGUACGACGAUUGCGCUAAUUGUAAUUUAAAUGGGCCAUAUGGAGUUGAUCUAUAUUGUUGGGUCGAAAAUAAUAUCGUAUAUCCUAAAGAAGCUAAGAUGCUAAUUCGCCCCAAAAGAAGCGAUAAAGAAGUGAGCUGAAAUUCCAUUAUUUGACUCAAUUAUGUAAUCACUUAUAUAUAAUUGGUGCAUUAAGAAAUUGCGAUCUGAAUAAAAAAACGGUCGUUUAU